GGUGCAAAAGUCCACCUCCCAUUUCUUUGACUUCAAGAAUGAAGCCAUUGAAAAUGAACACAACUGUACUUGCAAGGAGAAAUUUAAAUAAUUUUGGAGCGAGGCUUACCUCUCCAGCUCAAAAAGAAAAGAAUUCCAAAAUACCAUCUUUUUCAUGGGAAAAUAAGAAAAAGACUGCAAACUAUAAGAGUAAGAGGAGAGCUCUCCAAAGACCACUGGACAUUCUCAAAAAUAAAGUCAAAUCUCUUUCUCCCUUCCAAAGAAAGAUAAUCCAGUCAGCUUACCUUCAUUCAAUUGAGUUAAAGAGUAAGGUAAUGAAGAAGACUGAAAAGAGCAAUAAAAGUUCGGGUAAUGAAGAAUUCGGGCAUCUAGCCCCUGCGAUCAAUAAGUUUAACGAUCUGACCAGAAAGGUAAUGGAUGCCAAAUGCGCUUCAGGGCCUUGUAAAUCCUCCUUCGUACUGAACAAAAAGUUAGAGACAAUCAAACUCAUCAAAGAGAGGAUUUGACCAUUUGAUAAACAAACCAGAGCCUUCAGCUGUGACACAGAUAAUGAAUUUACUGCCUAGAGAGCUCCCAGGCUGCUAAUAACUUUGUUGACGCAAUUUUAUACCUAAACUGCUUUUAUUGGUUUAUGGGUUUUAAGUUGGUUUACCGAUGC
Messenger RNA from Moneuplotes crassus, 658 nucleotides. Lineage: Eukaryota; Ciliophora; Spirotrichea; Euplotida; Euplotidae. The record is from the annotation of a GenBank genome assembly.